GAAAAGUGGCGUCAUCUACUCACACGUUUUCGUCAAGUAAGAGAUGCGUCCAAGGUAUCAGGAAGUGGUAAUAUCAAAUGGCAGUAUUACGAUUGUAUGGAAAAUUCCAUAUCUCCAACAGCAAAACAAACAGUUUCUCCACCCAGAGAUCUACUGCACGAAUCAUCUGUGAGACCACUGCCUGAACCUUCAGUAAGUCCAAUCCUCGAAACAUCAGAAAUUUCAAUUCACGAAUCAUCGGAAAUUUCAAUUCCCAAAUCUCCUCUAAGCCUAACGGAAGAACCUCCAACUUCUGGGUUGAUACAAAAAUCGUUGUUAAAUAAAACUAGCAAUAAAACACCAUCAUGGAUUAAACAGUUUAAGGAAUUAAAAAACGAACAGUUGAAAUCAGCAAGAGAAAAUGCAAAGCAACUCAAUGAUCGUCUUGAUAAGUUGGAAAAAAGGGAAAAAGCUAUGCUAAAAAUCCAAGAAGAACUAGUAAAAAAAUUAGAAGAUGCGAAUAAUAUCGAACUACAGAAACUCGAUGUGUUUAAAAAAAUGUUUAACAUUGAUUAA
Messenger RNA from Aphis gossypii (cotton aphid), 555 nucleotides. RefSeq lists its product as uncharacterized. The transcript is spliced from 3 exons. The coding region runs from base 97 to 555 and encodes 152 amino acids. The record is from RefSeq and is a predicted model, not a curated record. NCBI's taxonomy places the organism in Eukaryota, Metazoa, Arthropoda, Insecta, Hemiptera, Aphididae.